Olea europaea var. sylvestris is the source of this 2138-nucleotide messenger RNA. Its product is annotated as pentatricopeptide repeat-containing protein At2g20710, mitochondrial-like. Gene Ontology annotation, molecular function: protein binding. Bases 1 to 1746 code for a protein of 581 amino acids. Lineage: Eukaryota; Viridiplantae; Streptophyta; Magnoliopsida; Lamiales; Oleaceae. The record is from RefSeq and is a predicted model, not a curated record. Gene Ontology annotation, cellular component: mitochondrion. The transcript is spliced from 3 exons.
AUGGCGAAAUUUAGACGACCUUACGCCUCGGUGGUGGUGUAUGUUGAUUUGGCUUACAGUCAUCAGAUUGCUGUUUCUUCUUCUUUUCUGUGUCCAUAUUUGUCAUGGUGUAUGUUGAUUUGGCUUAAAGUCAUUAGAUUGCUAUGGGCUAACCUUACUCUUCGUGGUCCAAUUAAAAGCCCAACAAGCAACCCAAUUCGGACUCAUAUCAACGGAGUUGGCCCAGUCCAGAACAUAUGCCCUCGUUCCUUCCCCCUUCCGAUCGCUCCUACCGUCACUUUCCCGAAUCCAAUGAAGCGUUUUUCUGUUUCAGUUUCGCUCAAUUCGCAAGCGAGUUAUUAUGAAAUAAUUCGUAAGCAAUUUUUUAGCUCAAGUUUAAACCGAGUUCGAAACUCAGAAAAUGGGUUGGAAUCGAAGUCACUGUACAGGAGAAUCUCGCCAUUGGGUGACCCAAAUGUCUCAGUAGUACCAGUCCUCGACCAGUGGAUCCGAGAAGGCAAUACUGUUGAUAAAUCACGGCUUCGAUAUAUAAUUAAUGAGUUGAGAUUUUACAAAAGAUUCAAACAUGCGCUUGAGGUAUCUCAAUGGAUGACUGAUAAACGAUACCUUUCCAUGAGUUCUUCAGAUGCUGCCAUCCGAAUGAAUUUAUUGUUUAACGUUUAUGGUUUAGAACAAGUUGAGAAUUAUUUCGACACCAUCCCAGCAAAAUUGAAAGUCGUUGCUCAUGUUUCCCUUCUCAACUGCUAUGUGCAUGCUAAGUCUGUGGAUAAAGCAGAGGCCAUUUUGCAGAAAGCUAGGGACAUGGGUUAUGCUACUAGACCAGUAUGGUAUAAUAUUAUGAUGAAACUCUACCAUCAAUUGGGAAACCAGGAAAAGCUUGAUAGUUUAAUCAAUGAGAUGAAAGAAAAGGGUAUUCCUCUUGAUCGAUACACACUCACCAUUCGUUUGAGUGCUUGUGAUAUGACCUCUGAUCCUGCAGGAAUAGAUAAAAUUUUAAGAAUUAUGCAAUCUGAUUCCAGUAUUGUUCUGGACUGGACUAUGUAUGCUAUUGUAGCUCAAAAAUACUUAAGAGUGGGUUUUGUGGAUAAAGCACUGGAGAUGCUGCAUAAAAUGGAGAGUUUGAUGGAUGAGACGAAGAGAAAGGAUCUUGCAGUAAGUUUCAUCCUCAACCUCUAUGCAGAAAUGGGCAAGAAAGAAGAGUUAUAUCGAAUAUGGAAUGAGUACAAACAAAACAACAAAGUCUUUAAUAAGGUUUACAUGAGCAUGAUACGGGCGUUAAUGAAGUUUGAUGACGUUGAAGGCGUUGAGAAGAUUUUUGAGGAAUGGGAAUCGAGAGGAUUAUCCUAUGAUUUCCGUAUUCCUAACUUCUUGAUUGAUGCAUAUUGUAGGAAUCAUCUUUUGGAGAAGGCUGAAGCUCUUUUAGACAGAGGAAUAUCGAAAGGUGGUGAUCCUAAUGCUACUACAUGGCGCCUUUUGGCAGGUGGAUAUAUCAUGAGAAAUCAAGUUUCGAGAGCUGUGGAAGCAUUAAAGAAGGCAUUAUCGACGUAUUCUCCAGACCCUAAGAACGAUACCUUGAUCACCUGCGUCAGAUAUCUGGAAAGGAAGGAAGACGUGGAAAAGUUCACGGGAUCUCUUUGUGCAGAGGGUAUUUCAUCUGCAGCCGUGGUUGAUGAAUUGUUUUCUUUUAUUAAGGAUGAGGAAUUAAAUUCUUGUGCACAAGAGCAAAAAUUGAAGGGCUGCUUGUGAUUUCACUUGCCUGGUAAGGGAUGGCUUGUGGAGUUGAAAAAUCGUCGUGUCAUCAAAGCUUGAAUGCUUCGGAAUCAACGGAACACAUGGGUUAUCCAAUUUCAACCAUUGUAGAUGCUAAUUUUUUUGCGCUGCUUUGUGGUAGGAGAAAUAACUAAACCUAUGCACGAAUAAAAAAUGAUACAAGUCGAGCCUUUGUAGUUAUGAAUGAAUUUAAUUGUUACUCAGAGCUUGGAAAUUUGAUCUUUUUCGAGGAUUAUUGCUAAAAUUGUAUAGAUCAGUAACUAAGAGACCAUAUAAGCCAUUAAGUUACUGCUCCAUUUGCAUAUGCAUUUCCCAUGCACUUGGUGUGGUGAUCGCCCUAUUGGCAGACUAUUUUAUGGUUUGAUCAA